AUGGCUACUUUUGCUCCCAAUAUCAGUAAGAUUACAAAAACUUCAGCCAAAUUCAAUUAUGGUAGAAUUGCAAAGACAUUUCUUGGGGUAGCUGGUUCUGCCGCUAUUGCCACUUAUUUCUAUAACAAUGGAAAUCCAUUCAACAACAACAACAAUAAUAACAACAACGGAAAUUCUAAAAAUGUAGCUAAGGCAUUAUUUGGAGUUGGUACUGGAGCCAAUAUCAAAACAGCCAAAGUUCCAGAAGGGAAAACUGCUAAUGAUUAUCAAAAAGUUUAUAAUGAUAUUGCUACCAAGAUUUCUGAAAAUUUAGAAUUUGAUGAAAAUUCUGGUUAUUAUGGUCAAUUGUUAAGAUUAGCAUGGCAUACUUCUGGUACUUAUGAUAAAUCAGAUAAUUCUGGUGGUUCAUAUGGUGGUACGAUGAUUUUUGCUCCAGAAGAAUUUGAUCCAGAAAAUGCUGGUUUACAAGUUGGUCGUGAAUUUUUAAUGGAAUUUUUAGUGAAAUAUCCAUGGAUUUCAAGAGGUGAUUUAUGGACUUUAGGAGGGGUUGCUGCUGUACAAGAAUCGGGUGGUCCAAAAAUUGAAUGGAGACCAGGUAGAGUUGAUGAUAAUACUGCAUCUAAGGUACCACCAAAUGGUAGAUUACCCGAUGCUUCAAGAGAUGGUAAAUAUGUAAAAGAUUUAUUUGCUAGAAUGGGAUUUAAUGAAAGAGAAACUGUUGCUUUACUUGGUGCUCAUGUUUUAGGUAGAUGUCAUAAACAUAAUUCUGGAUAUGAUGGUCCAUGGGGUCCAUCAUUUAACCAAUUUACUAAUGUCUUUUACACGACCUUAUUGGGUGAUUGGCACAUUAAGAAAUGGAAUGGUAAAAAACAAUAUGAAGAUGAUGAAACUGGUGAAUUUAUGAUGUUACCAACAGAUAUGGCUUUGAAAGAAGAACUGUAUUUCUUGAAAUAUGUCAAGAUGUAUGCUGAAGAUCAAGAUUUGUUUUUCAAAGAUUUUGCUAAAGCAUUUUCUAAAUUGAUUUCAAAUGGUAUUAAAUAUCCUGCUGAUAGUAAACCAAUAUUAUUCAAAACAUUAGAUGAACAAGACGAAGAAUAA
Candida dubliniensis CD36 is the source of this 1098-nucleotide messenger RNA. It is a transcript of the gene CCP1, whose product is annotated as cytochrome-c peroxidase. Gene Ontology annotation, biological process: hydrogen peroxide catabolic process; cellular response to oxidative stress; response to reactive oxygen species. Lineage: Eukaryota; Fungi; Ascomycota; Pichiomycetes; Serinales; Debaryomycetaceae. The record is from RefSeq and is a predicted model, not a curated record. The transcript has a single exon. The coding region runs from base 1 to 1098 and encodes 365 amino acids. Gene Ontology annotation, molecular function: peroxidase activity; heme binding.